UGUUCAACGUGCAUCAUGAUCAUCAUGCACUUUGACUUGAUUGACACUCCCACGCACUGUCGUCAGUGUGUUUCUGUCAUUGUCAUUGUGUCUUUAAUUCCCACAACUUUUCCUGCAUAUUAGCUUAUCUCAUUGAGUUUAUUUAUUGCGGUGCAUAUCCAGAAGACGAACAUUUGGCUGACAUGGGGAUAUUGGGAUUAACGACCUUUAUGGAUGACAACCUUCAUCUCAUAAAAGAAUGGCAGCUGCAUGACACCAAAGUGGUUAUUGAUGGUAAUAACCUGUACCAUCUAAUCUUCUACAACAACCAUGUGGACUUUCUUCAUGGAGGAGAUUAUGAUCAGUAUGCCAGAAAAAUUAAAGAAUUCUUUGCUCUCCUUCAAACCUGCAACAUUCAGCCUUAUGUUGUGUUUGAUGGUGGAUAUGAGCAAGAUGACAAAAAAUUCCACACAAUUUUAGGAAGAGUUCAACAGAGACUUGAGAUGGCUAUACGUCUAGCAAAAGGACAGAGGGGCAAAGUAAUGCCUAUCCUGGCCUAUGAAACAUUUAAGGAAGUUUUGUUACAAAUACACAUACCUUUUGCUGUCUGUGAUUUUGAAGCCGACAGAGAAAUUGGAAUCUUAGCUAAUGACCUGAACUGCCCAGUUCUGUCGUAUGACAGUGAUUUCUACAUUCUGCCUCUCAGUGCUGGGUUUAUACCAUUUGACAGUGUCAAUUUUACAUUGCAAGAAGACAAGAGAGAGGACGGUACUACAUAUCAUUAUCUGCCUGCAAGGAGAUACCAUGUGGACAAUUUUGUGAAAUUCUUCCCCUCCUUAGGGAGAGAAGUUUUACCCCUGUUGGCUACCCUGCUAGGAAAUGAUUAUGUGGAUAUUCGUAUUUUUCAGUCAUUUUAUUCUUCAGUCAGAUCAUAUGAAGGAAGGACACAGUUUAGGAUUCCUAAGUCUCAUUUGAAAAUCCAGAAGGUGAUAAGCUGGUUAGAAAGCCUAGAGACGUACAAGGAGGGCAUUGAAAAACUGAUGGAGACUGCAGGAUCUUUAGCACAAAAGGAAACUAUAUCUGUAGCCAUCAGAAAAACUAAAGAAGCAUUCACCACCAACACAACUGAUUCUGGAUUCUCUCUGCACAGCUACUUCAGCGAUAAUUAUUCUGUAGAAAUCCAAGGUGUAGAGGUAAAGGUACCUUCUAGCAUUAACGUAGUCCAAGGCUACAAUGGGUCUGCAAUUCCUGGCUGGUAUUUAACCAAUCAUCGUCAAGGAAUCCUUCCUCCCAGCUUCUUGGACAUCAUAACUUUACAUCGAAUAUUCCUCUUACUCCAAGUGGAACAUACAAAAUCCCAGUCAUCUCACCAAUGUUCUCUUAAACUAAGGCAGCUAAUGUAUGGAAUUCUUCUCUCAGAGGAUAUCACUAGUCUGGAAAAGAAUGGUGAGCUAGCAGUAAACAGAAAAUGUGGUGUUGAGGAGUAUGAUAGAGUUGGAUUUGAUUUAACCAAAAAGAUUGUCUUACCAGCCCUUGUUUUAGAAGGAUAUGGACCAGUGCCAAGACUCCCUGCACUACCAGACCUUUUAUCCUCAGAUAAAGAGAGCUUUCUCCGUGAGGCACUCAAUAUGCCACUCUUCAACCUAGAACACAUGACUAAAGAUCUGGAACUUGUUUUAGGAAUCAUUCUAUACUGGGUCAGAAAUGCCAAACCAAAAGUAACAGUUUAUCAUCUACAGGCUGCUCUUGUCUGUUUGAUAAUGCUGAAGGUGAAGUGGGUACUUAUUCAUCGUGGACCUACAGGGACCGGGGAAAAUCUGAUAGAGACAGCUGUCCUGGAAACACCUAUAGAAACUGUAAAGGAGGUCAGGACUAGACUUCAUCCCUUCAAUGCAAAGCCUGAACACAGCAGCAAACACCCCGUAGACAGCGAACUGAUCCAUGGAUUCGCUCAGUUGCAGUCCUGCAUUCUUGUUGGUUUACAAUUAAACUUUCUUCUCCAGUGCCCCUUCCCUACUCCCUACCUUCCCCACAUAUUCUCUGGAACGUUUCUGUAUAAUUUCUGUCAAGAGCUUCAGAAGCGGAGAAGUCCAGACCUGUUUAUACGCGAUGUGCUGGCCAAGGACUCAAAGCUACCCCAGGUUUACCAAUGCCUUUAUGAUGUUUUGAUGAAUUCUCUUGACCCAGAUGGUUUACUCUCAGACUCUAAAUAUAAGAAGAGAAGUAAAUCUCACAAAGACAAGGCAAAGAAAAGCAAACUGAUUGCAUCUGGUUCUAGCAAUCCGAAAAGUCUGGAACUCUCCCCAAAGACAGAAAAGAAAAGUAAAACAAGGUUGCAAUAUGUGGCGAACUGUCAACUGACCAACAGAUUCGCAGGGCUAGACCUGAGUGAGGACAGUCAUGGAGAAAGUGAUUAGGACUGCUUGUAAUCAAAAAAUUAAAAUAUGAAUAAAAACUGUUUGUGAUCAAUUAGAACUGUAAAUCAAACAACAAUUAAGUUCUAAUAUUAAAAAUUAUUAGAGAUUGAAAUACCGUAUACUUGUAUAAGUAUAUAAGUCGGUUGUAUUUUUGAAUCCUAUAUUAGAGGGAUUAACCUUCUAAAUUACCAGUCUUUUUAUAACUCGCCUAUAAGUUGGACACAGAGUUUUGGACCAAAGUUUAACUCCCAAAAAUCCGACUUAUAGGCGAGUUUAUACGGAACUAGUAUAUGUAUUUACCGGUAUUUUUACAUUGUCUUUGAUAAUUCUUUUAAAAAGUUAACUUUGUUAAUUUUAUGGUAUUAACAAUUUCAUCUGAUUGUAAUUUUAUCACAUGAAAUGAUAAGUGUUUUAUAUCAUAAAUGUUUUCAUAGUUUUCAUUGUGCCUGAUACAUUAACGGCAGGGACUACAAAAAUUAGCAGGAAAUGCAUUGUGUAUUUUAAUGAUGUUAGAAAUUUUUAUUUAUAUUUACAUUUCAAUUUUUCAUAUUAAUAUAAAUACAGGUUUAAAGAAUCACUGUUUAGUUUGUUGGGUAUGCCAGGGACAUUGAUUACAGUUGGAAAUAUAAUAUGAGAUAAUUUGUUCUUAUCAAAUAUUUUGAUGUAUUUUUCAGUAAGU
Saccostrea cuccullata (small rock oyster) is the source of this 3075-nucleotide messenger RNA. RefSeq names its product protein asteroid homolog 1-like. Bases 183 to 2396 code for a protein of 737 amino acids. The transcript has 2 exons. Lineage: Eukaryota; Metazoa; Mollusca; Bivalvia; Ostreida; Ostreidae. The record is from RefSeq and is a predicted model, not a curated record.